Ascochyta rabiei is the source of this 594-nucleotide messenger RNA. RefSeq lists its product as uncharacterized. The coding region runs from base 1 to 594 and encodes 197 amino acids. The record is from RefSeq and is a predicted model, not a curated record. Gene Ontology annotation, cellular component: nucleolus. Lineage: Eukaryota; Fungi; Ascomycota; Dothideomycetes; Pleosporales; Didymellaceae. Gene Ontology annotation, molecular function: protein kinase inhibitor activity; double-stranded RNA binding; protein kinase binding. The transcript has a single exon. Gene Ontology annotation, biological process: negative regulation of protein kinase activity.
AUGUCCGAGCCCAUCCCCGAGUCCAUCCCCACAAGCGCCGACCCGCGCUCUCACCGCCCCACCAAACGACGCGCCCUCACCCCCCGCGCCGGCCACGCCUCGGAAGUAGAAGCCCUCUUCGCAAAGCCCGACCGCGACAUCCACAUCCCCGGUACCGCCCUCUCCAAUCACCUCUCCGCGCCCCCCGAAAUCGUCGCCAACGUCCAGGGCUCCAGCGCCGGCGCCGGCAGCGGCGAGUUUCACGUGUACAAGGCGAGCCGCCGGCGCGAGUACGAGCGGCUGCGCGCCAUGGACGACCAGGUCAAGCAGGAAGAAGACGAGAAGGACUUCCUGGCCAAGAGGUCCGAGCAGGAGAAGAAAGACGCCGAGAAGACGGAGAGGAACAGGGCGAAGCGCGCAAAAGCACUGGCUAGGAAGCAGAAAGCCAAGCAGGCCAACAAGGGCGCCCCCGCCGAGGGGGAUGCCGCGGCGAAGAAGAAAAUCGCCCCCAGAGCACACGAGGUCAAGCUCGACGACGACACCGGCGCAGAAGCACAUGCCCGCGACGUCAACCACACCGAGGAGAUUGGCCUGGUGAUUGAAGACGACGACUGA